This is a messenger RNA of Eremomyces bilateralis CBS 781.70, 1381 nucleotides long. RefSeq lists its product as uncharacterized. NCBI's taxonomy places the organism in Eukaryota, Fungi, Ascomycota, Dothideomycetes, Eremomycetales, Eremomycetaceae. The transcript has 4 exons. The record is from RefSeq and is a predicted model, not a curated record. The coding region runs from base 194 to 1348 and encodes 384 amino acids.
GCGAAUUGUCAGGCAUCCAACAUCAGUUCCCUCACUGUCUCCGUGCACUCAAACUCUCUCAAUCAUCGUCCCUCUCGUUCACCGUUCUGCCAUUUUGACUUGCACGCCCAGUGUCCUGCGCCUCAUUGUCUGGAGAUAGCCUUGGAGCGCCACAAAUAGGCUAGUAGCUUCGGCGCGGCAUUCGACUCUCAGAAUGGGUGGACGCAGGCCGCGUGCCCGGUCUCCGAACCAAGUUACGGAGACGGGCAAGAAGCUGCCAGCGGUGUUUACCGUGGCGCCAUCCAAUGCACCGGCUGUGCAUGAUAGGCACCAAGUCUCCACGGCUGUGCAGACCAGUUCCAAUCUUCAGCACUCCGCUGGCUUCCGUGAAGGCCUCCAGAACCUGAUUGGUCAAUCGCUUCAAUCAUCGCCCACUCCCAAGGGACGUAACAGCGAGAACUUGGGUGCGACCAAUUCAUCUAACUCUCUCGGCCUGGCCUUGGCCGGAUCGGAUCCUCGUCAAACUUCUCUUCGCACCCAGCAAGAAUUCCUUCGGAACGUCCCCAAAGGUAGAGAACUCCGGCUUCGACCGCGAUCAGGAAACCUUGAUGACCCAUUUGAACAAACGACCGAUGGACCCAUCGGAAUGGAAACUCUCAUUACCCAGCUCAAGGAAUCCGUUGCCCUGCUCAGCGAAAUCAUUGCCCAUCACAACAAAACCGUUGAGGCGCUCAUGAAGGAUAACCAAAGCGUUCGAGGAACCGUAUCAUUUCUCACCCAGAUGUUGCUGAACCGAGAUGCUGCCGCCACAGGUAAUUUUCAAACAGACCAAGAUGUUAACGAUGGCAUGGCAACAAUCGAAUCGGUAGUUGAGCGGACUCACGGCUGGGAAGCCAACUUGGUGUCUCCUCGACCUUGUCCGUCACGGCGGGUGGGUUCUGUCGGCCUCAGCCCCGCGGCGCUUCGGCGUUUCGAAUUGGGUGUGGGGGAGUUCGGUAACGGAGAUUCGGUGGUCACGGAGAGCCAGGUCAGCCAUGGGACAAGUCGUGCUCGGGAUGGAAAACAUCCAAGCAACUCCGAUGACGAGGACGACAAAGCGGCUCUCAGCACUCAGUCUACCCCCUCGCCAGCUGAUCAUUCUUGGCUCAGCCCUGCGGCACUUGCACGUUUCACGGCCCCGUGGUCGCCAGAGACACCGCCGGUGCUCCACAUCAAUCAUUUCCGUCGGGGACAUGAGAAUAUUCACGACGGUGUGGGCGGUGUCGACGAGGCUGAAAUGGCAUCUCAUACAACAAGUGAAGCACUAGAAGGCUCGAUGUAUUCCUUCUCGAGUGAAGGGCCCUGCUCCUCAUCGAUCUCGUGGAUCUGACCGGGUAGAAGUGAGCUCACACGAUGACUGAUU